UCUUUGGCGAUGUCUUCGAUAACACAAAAGAUUGGCUUCUGGAAAAAGUAAUAAAAUGAUUCACGCCUAUUCCGUCUGCGAAACUCGUUCGUGCGAGAAAACUGUACAGUCGAAAAGUUUGAUGCGCGUCAGAGCUGACGUUGCGAUUGAAAAAGAUCCUGAAGAAACCCUGAGUGAACAAUAGGAAGGCCUUGAUGAGAGAGCGAACGCGGGUUCUAACGCGGAAAUCCCGACGUUGAAUUUGACAGCUUGCGCGUCGCGCGGUGUAUCUGGCUGCGUUUGUUUUCAAACAAAGAGAGGGAGAGUGAGUACACAUAAAGUGGAGUCAGCUGAUCGGGACGCUUCCCCGUUGGCGGGGGAAUUGACGAGGGCUUAAAUAGCAUCGCGUGCAUUGGUGCCGACUAGUACCGGUUAGUAAGUCACUUGAGGCGAGUCUUGGCUGCGCCGUGAUAGCACAGAGGACUCGUGAAGUCCUUGCGAAGCCCGGAGGAAGUCAGCCGGACUUGCAACCCGCUGAAGUUCGCUCGCAAAGAUUUUUUCGAGAGUGCAAGUGGACUUCGAGAUCCUGGAAACGCUCGCUUGGUGAAGGAAUCGAAAAUCUGCGUCUCUUCGAAGUUGGACGAUCCUUCGAGAAGCUCUUUGAUCUUAGUUGAAAGCAGUUUUUUGCGGGGGAAGAUAUCGAAAUCUAUCUGUAUUCGCACGCUUCUUGCGCAAAUCGUGAACUCUUCGUAAGGAAGAAGCGAUCGUCAUGAGGCCGCCGUACAAUGAAGAAGAGGUGCAGCAGAUCUCGCAGGAGCAAGGCGAGAGAAACGUUGCGAUGGCGGUUUGCGUGCAAUUAGCUGGCCGAGCAAUCAUCAGAGUGGUUUCGCGGUGCGAAGAAGCCCAGGAUAACUGCAAUCUAGACCUUUCGGAGUGCCAGCUCAUGCAAAUCCCGGACGCGGUUUAUCAUUUGAUGCGGCACACCGAGCUGAAGAGAUGCGACCUCUCCGGGAACGUGAUCACGAAGAUUCCACCAAAGUUUGCCGUGAAGUUUUCAUUAAUCACUGAACUGAAUUUGAGUCACAAUCAAAUGAGCAAAUUGCCUGAGGAGUUAGCCGAGCUACAAGCUCUGGAGAGACUCGAUAUCUCGCACAACACUUUCAUCGCUCUACCACCUGUCGCUUGGCGGAUACCGCAGCUCAAACGACUCCUCGCCAACAACAAUUUUAUCAUCGACGUCAACGUCGAAAGACUCAGGCAUGCUCCCGCUUUGGAAUUCAUCGACCUACAGGCGAAUCCAUUACCACCCAGAUUGCACGAUCUUCUACGCACUCUGACUGGGAUCACAGUCGAACUCACUCCUCGGCAGGUCGAAGAUUGGGAGGAUUUGAACGUUUGAAUCCAUCUCCCCCAAACAAAGAGCAGCCCAUCUCGCUGAAGACGACGGGGAGACGAUUUGCCGCGUCCUCACGACGAAGAUUGCUCAAGAUUUUGCCAGACUAGAAAUAGAAUUGAUUCUUUUGUACAGUGAUAUAACGUGAGCCGACUGAUAACGGAUGUCACGCGCGGACCGAAACGGUUCGGUUGUAUUUUUUUUUUUUUGUAAAUGCCACUAGCGAUAUGUACUUAAAUACCGCGGAUCGGAUUAUCGAUCUCCGCGGAGAUCGCACGAUCCCUCAUUCUUAUUUUAUACUGCGUGGAUUCUUAGAUUUUAUCGCGAUAAUAUUGUGAUGCUUAGCUACUUCAGUCAUGGGAUUCGGCGGUUCUCAGAUACCAUGAUUCGCGAAUUUUCGGAGAGAUGUAAAAGUAUUUGGAAUCUCAGAAGAUUAAAUUUUUAAAUCCACACAUUUUACAUAUUUCUAUAACUUGCAAUCUGGGAUUCUUGGAAAGACUUAAGAAAGUAGUCGAAGAAUAUUUUGGACUUUCGAAGAUCUUUAAACUGUUAAAGUUGCAAAAUAUGUCACGUUGUUCAUAAAUACAGAUUAUAUCGACCGAAUUUUUAACGUAAUUUUAAUGCUACGGACAAUUUAUCGUUAUGGACUACCGAUUUAUAUAUGCAUAGUGCAACCUAUCUAACAUUUAACAUUUUGCACUCGAGCAUUGCAUACAUGACAGUGUAAUGGCUGAGAUUGUAAUUUUAAUAAUUUUACACGAUUUCAGAUAUUGUUGCAUAUUUAUAUAAAUUGUUACUAUACAUAAUAUACGUAUAAAUAAUAAUUUAUAUUUAUAAAUACCGUAAAAUAAAUAUUGUUAAAGGAAAAAUCGUAUAUUUCUUUGCAAAUUAUGUUCCGAGAGAAUGUUUUCAUAUUUGAUGUGUGCAUUCAGAAUUUGGGCAUAAAAAUUUAAUAUCUUACUAAUUGAUCAGAUUUUAUAACUCGAGUACAAAGUGUUAAUAAUGAAACAAUAACGAGUGGAAGAUCUAACUAGAUAGUUUUAACGUUUGAAUACAUGUCAAGUUGUUAAAAAAAUAUACAAUAAUAUUUCAAAAUCUUUUCGGAGAACUGUACGCAUUUUGUGUAUAUAACAGUCGUGCAUCCUCGAACAGUGAUUAUAAUUUAAAUUUCUUUUAUCUGUACUUUUCAUCUAGUCAAUUAUUUUUGGAUGUAUAGAUUUCAAGAUUUAUAGACACAUAAUUCUAUUGAGCUUCGAAUUUGCGAAAUAUCACAUCCACGGCAUUUGGAUAUCUUUACAGAUCUUUUGGAAAGCCUUGAUUUCCUAGAUUUUAAAUUACAAAACCGUAAUCUGUCUUAUAAAAUUGGUGUCCGUAAAAUCUUUAGUUUUAUUUUCGGACCCAUAGAAAUUUGAAUACAAUGAGAAAGAUAACACAAUGCAGGCCCAGACAGCACGCAUGUCUUGGAGACAUCUAAAAGACGUCUAAAAGAUGUCUAUGUUUAAGACAUACGUGCUGUCUGGGACACAUAUUAUUGUAACAGCACUUUGAAAAAGCAAAAGCGCAUUUUUAUCUUGUAUUUUGCAAGAUCUGUUCCUAGUCUAUGCAUCCUAGUUGCAAUGACUACUGUAUCGCAAUUUGUAUUCUAAGUCAUAAUUGUAUUGCAAUAUGGCAAAAAAAUUCGAAAUGACGAGUCAAAAAAAUUAUCAACACAUUUAGUUUUAUACUUAUUCGAUAUUUUGUCAUACAGUUUGAUACAUUAGGAAAUUCUUGUGCGAUAUUUAUUAUAAUUAUAUACAAUAUUGACAAAGAAAGAAAAAGAAAGAUAAAAUAUAUCAACAAAUUGUUGAGCUAUUUUUGAUACUGCAUACACGUUGCGUCUUCCUUUGAUUUAUUAAUAUAGAUGUAGACUUAAAGAAUUUUAACGAAGUGGAAAGUCGAUGCUACCUUGAUUCACAAAAAUAAAUCAUGGGUACGAACGCGUACAAAUAGAGCGAAUAAAGCGUACCAAAAUUUU
Linepithema humile (Argentine ant) is the source of this 3386-nucleotide messenger RNA. RefSeq names its product leucine rich repeat containing protein 20 sclp (gene Sclp). Lineage: Eukaryota; Metazoa; Arthropoda; Insecta; Hymenoptera; Formicidae. The record is from RefSeq and is a predicted model, not a curated record. Gene Ontology annotation, molecular function: protein binding.